AUGUCACCAGAGGAAAUUCUUCAUAUUGCAUAUGAAGAGUUGGUUGAAGUAGAGCCCAUGACAUCAAUACCAGAGUUAUGCUUAAUGGACAAAACCUACCCUCCGAUGAUGCCCUUAGAUGUGGUAAGAAUCCCCCUGUAUGCUGCCUUACUUCUGAAGAAAUCGAACAUGUGCAAAAUAAGACUUCCAUCGUACCUACAAUUAGAGAGUCUUAAGGCAAUAAUGGAUACAGAAGUGGAAAAAAUCGAUGAAUAUUCACACAUCCAUCCUUAUUUUUUUCCUCUUGCAGGCGAGCUUCUGGAGUGCUGCUAUAACACUGAGAACAUAGAAGAGAGUAAAGUGAUGAUUGAGAAGAUCAGGGAGAUAAGGCUUGCAAAAACACUCAAGGGUAUCAAAUGCUUGGAUGGAAGGGCCUUGAACAUGAAUAAUAUAACAUUAUUUGAAUUCAACGAAGUCAAGGAACUUAUACUUGGGUCUGCAGAGGUUGGACGGAAGAUCGAGGGCCUAUCCAAAAGCCAAUGA
Encephalitozoon romaleae SJ-2008 is the source of this 522-nucleotide messenger RNA. RefSeq lists its product as hypothetical. Gene Ontology annotation, cellular component: GINS complex; nucleus. Gene Ontology annotation, biological process: double-strand break repair via break-induced replication; DNA replication. The record is from RefSeq and is a predicted model, not a curated record. NCBI's taxonomy places the organism in Eukaryota, Fungi, Microsporidia, Unikaryonidae. Bases 1 to 522 code for a protein of 173 amino acids. The transcript has a single exon.